AUGGUCUUUGAUUCUGGCUUUGCUUCACUCUCUGGGUCUGGAAACACAGGGGGAGUGGAGGCAAACAUUGGUAGACUGACCUCGGGGAAAGGCAGGGCGGAGGUGCUCCUGUGGAAAUAUUUACAGGACUUGCGUGAUGAACUGUCAGCUCUGCACUCGACAGUCGCUGAUCUGGAGAGGUGGUACUCGGACCUCUCAGCCAUAUACCGCACCACCGUGGCCAACCUAGACAAUGUCAACGACACGACUCUGAGACUGAAGGACCACUCGUCUGAGCUGUCCGAGGAGAACCGGCGGCUGCGGCUGACCUCGGAGAAGCUGGAGGAGGAGAUGGGUCGGUUCGGCUCAGGUCAAAGGUCAAAGACCCAGUCACUGAGGGGGCAGCUGGAGGAGGCAAGAGAACACACAGAGGACGAGCACCGCUGAAGAGUCUCCAGCGAGAUGACCCUAUCCUGCGACUUGACCCUUACCGAAAAGCAAUACGUGAACAAGCUAAGUCGCGCCCACUCCCUCCACGACCUUGACCGACAGCACCUGGAGCACGACAUAGGCAGGCUGCAGCAUGCACUGAGUCGACAGAAGCAACACCACAGAGACACCAUAAGGGGCAUGUACUGCCAUCAUGGACGCCAACACCGCCACCACUACUGCCUGUCUCACAGUAUUUAUGAUUGCUACAACUGUCUUCACCACGACCCCAUGCUGCUGGACUAGGCUUGUGGGGAUGUGGUCUGUGUGUGUCAAUGUAUUCACCGAGUUGUA
This is a messenger RNA of Portunus trituberculatus (swimming crab), 762 nucleotides long. RefSeq lists its product as uncharacterized. Lineage: Eukaryota; Metazoa; Arthropoda; Malacostraca; Decapoda; Portunidae. The coding region runs from base 1 to 426 and encodes 141 amino acids. The record is from RefSeq and is a predicted model, not a curated record. The transcript is spliced from 4 exons.